ACGCCGGGUUCCUCAAUUUUUACUAGAGAGGAGCCCAGGGCAGGGCUGGGGAGGAGAGGAGCUCCUACAAAUCCAGAAACCUGCAAUCUCUCUGUCCCCGGAAUCGAGGCACAAGUUUAUUGGCAGCGGUAAGACAGUCAGGAAGGUGGGAAGACGGUUGGUUGAGCCCGCAGCGGAGGCAGGAUCCGCGGGCGCUAGGGCCCCGCGGAGAUCAGGCGGUGGGCGGGCCGAGGGCGGCGCGCGCGCAGCCGCAGACCUCGGCCCGAUGGAGCCCGAGCCCGCCGAGGUGGAGGUUCCCGCCGGGCGCGUGCUCAGUGCCCGGGAGCUCCUCGCCGCCCGCUCGCGGUCCCAGAAGCUGCCUCCGCGCUCGCAUGGGCCCAAGGACUUCCUCCCCGACGGCUCGGUGGCCCAGGCCGAGAGGCUGCGCCAGUGCCGCGAGGAGCUGUGGCAGCUGCUGGCGGAGGAGCGCGUGGAGCGCCUGGGUAGUUUGGUGGCUGCCGAGUGGAGACCGGAAGAGGGCUUCGUGGAAUUGAAGUCUCCAGCGGGUAAAUUCUGGCAGACCAUGGGCUUCUCAGAGCAGGGCCGGCAGCGGCUUCACCCCGAAGAGGCCUUAUAUCUGCUGGAGUGUGGCUCCAUCCAGCUUUUCCACCAAGACCUGCCACUGUCUAUUCAGGAGGCCUACCAGCUACUGCUGACUGAGGACACCAUGACUUUCCUGCAAUACCAGGUCUUCAGCCACCUGAAGAGACUGGGCUAUGUGGUUCGACGAUUCCAACCAAGCUCCAUCCUGUCCCCUUAUGAGAGACAGCUGAACUUGGAUGGCAGCGCCCUGUGCUUGGAGGAUCGGAAUGGCAAGAGGAAGAGGAGGAGCUCCAGCUCUCGGUCCAUUAAUAAGAAGGCCAAGGCCCUGGAGAAUCCCCUACAGGGGGUGGAUGAGACAACUGAGAGCCUGACAACCUCCAGCCCACCUCCCUGCAACCAGAACAGCCGAUGCCCAGAGGAGAAACCUCAAGAGUCAAGCCCCGUAAAGGGUCCAACGGGUCCCUCUCUGCUUUUGGGAGCCCUGGAGCCCUGGCCUGGCCUGGCCAACGAGGGGGGUGGGUGCAGCCAGCAGAGUGGCAAAGUAGAGAAUGGGGUCAAGGGGGUUCGUAAGCCACGCUGGAACUUUGAGCAGAUUUCCUUCCCCAACAUGGCUUCAGACAGCCGCCACACCCUCCUGCUGGCCCCAGCCCCAGAGCUGCUCCCAGCGAACGUCGCUGGGCGGGAGACAGAUGCCGAAUCCUGGUGCCAGAAGCUGAACCAAAGGAAGGAGAAGCUCUCCAGGCGAGAACGGGAGCAACAAGCAGAGGCCCAACGCUUCCGGGAAGAUGUAAACGCAGAUCCCGAGGUGCAGGGCUGCUCCAGCUGGCAGGAGUACAAGCAGCUGCUGCAGCGGAGGCGCCUGCAGAAGAGCCAGAGCCGCCCCGCACACCUGUGGGACCAGCCGGUCCACCCCUUGCUGAGUCCUGGCCAGGCAGACUCCCCAGCCACAGUGCUUCAACAUAUCUCUGUGCUGCAGACCACACACCUCGCCGAUGGAGGUACAUGGUUGCUGGAGAAGUCUGGAGGCUUGGAGAUCAGCUUUGACAUUUACCAGGCUGAUGCUGUGGCCACAUUCCGAAAGAAUAACCCUGGCAAGCCCUACGCCCGGAUGUGCAUUAGUGGAUUUGAUGAGCCAGUUCCAGAUCUCUGUACCCUCAAGCGGUUGUCCUACCAGAGUGGGGACGUUCCUCUGAUCUUUGCCCUGGUGGAUCAUGGAGACAUCUCCUUCUACAGCUUCAGGGACUUCACGCUGCCCAGGGAUCUGGAACACUGAUCACACCGCUCUGGCAGGGCUUGGGACCUGCCCUGGGGAACCUGGACUGUCUACUCUCAGGGACCAUCUCAGCUGCCUCCUAUACCCAGACUCUGACCUGUAGCUUCAGGAGCUAGUCUGGGCCUUGGCCCUGGGUGUCUGAUGCUUGCAGGAGAAAGAUGCCAUGCCCCCUACCUGGCUUCCAUAGCCCCAUGCCUGAGAUCGCUGCCUUCCAGUGAUCCCCUUGGAACUCAGGACUAGAUUUCAGAGACCCAGCGGGGUGGGGCAGAAGAGAGGACUCUGUGCCUUUAAAUGAGAGGGUGCCUGCUUCGUGCGAUAAAGCCAAAGCCAUUAAAAAAUAGAUCCAU
This is a messenger RNA of Felis catus (domestic cat), 2202 nucleotides long. RefSeq names its product tRNA splicing endonuclease subunit 54 (gene TSEN54). Gene Ontology annotation, cellular component: tRNA-intron endonuclease complex. Lineage: Eukaryota; Metazoa; Chordata; Mammalia; Carnivora; Felidae. The record is from RefSeq and is a predicted model, not a curated record. The coding region runs from base 266 to 1855 and encodes 529 amino acids. Gene Ontology annotation, biological process: tRNA-type intron splice site recognition and cleavage. The transcript is spliced from 11 exons.